Molecule: messenger RNA, 3594 nt
Organism: Melanotaenia boesemani (Boeseman's rainbowfish)
Lineage: Eukaryota; Metazoa; Chordata; Actinopteri; Atheriniformes; Melanotaeniidae
Gene: podxl
Product: podocalyxin-like
Exons: 8
Coding region: 426-1766 (446 amino acids)
Biological process (GO): negative regulation of cell-cell adhesion; regulation of microvillus assembly; positive regulation of cell-cell adhesion mediated by integrin
Cellular component (GO): apical plasma membrane; microvillus membrane
Source: RefSeq, a predicted model, not a curated record
UCUGCCCCUGCUUUCUCAUGAUAAGGGAGGCAGGGCAGUGCUGGUGCUCUGCAAACAGCUGAACACUUUGCAGGAGAGCGAGGACUGAUCGAACACAAUACAGCACGGAGCCGCUGUGGGAGAAAGACUGAGGAACAACGGUGCAGCCAAGGAGACCACAGAAACACUCUUCCCCCAAAUCCCCAACUCCGCACAGAGAGAGGAAGAAAGAAAGAGCAAGACCAACAAAAGCAUUCUUUGCUUUCAGUCACAAAAAAAAGAAGAAAAACAAAACAAUACACUGGGCGAGAUUAUUUAUUCUUAGAUUCAAAUUCAAGGAGAAAGCGUGAAAUCACUGAAACAUCUCCAAACACAGAGAGAGGGACUGUAGUGCUGCGCUGCAUGAAGGAUAAAUCCAUCUGGUAGGAAAAACGAGCAGAAACAGGAUGAGAGCGACUUUGAGGAUCACGUGGCUGCUACUUUUACUAAACACCCAAUUUUCCAGCAUCUACUCCAGCGACAGUACAACUAAUAAUACAGUUCCCUACAACGAAACUACCGAUGCUUCAACUGCAGUGACAGGUGGUACAAAAAUUAACAGUACAAGCAAUGAAAUAGGAGGUUCAACUGUGGCACCAGCUACUGUAACUGACAAAACCACACAGUCACAGAAGCCAGUUGAGCGAACUAAUGCAGACGCUAAUUCCACUGUCACAUCACCUACGAUACCUGCAACAAAUAACCCUCCAGUGCCUUCUACCACUGCUCUUACCACUAUCACACCCAGCAACACAAUCAAAGCUAUAACAACCGCUAGCAAACCCCCCCCAGUGAGCAACGCAAGUACCACAGUACAGACACAUAUUGCCCCUGCAACCAGUCAAAUCACUGAAGUGACUGCUAACCAGACAGGAAGGAAUGCAGUAAAGAGCACAAUUACUCCAGAACCCUCACAGUCAACAGAGCAAACAUCAAGGAGUCUCAUCUACACCUCUCCAGUGGCAAGCCAAGGGGAGAGCAAUAAAGGUGUCAUGGUGACAGUUCCCACAACAGCUCACGGGUCAACAGCAUCUCAGGACACAAGGCUAUCUGUGACCCCAGUGAUCACCACACCCAGCAGAGCCGUUGGAGGAUCGACCACCAAUCAACCACCGAUUGAUCCAAAUAAAAUUCCAAAUGACGACAAAGAGCUUUCAGAUGCUAAAGCUGGAACCACUCGCCCACCAGCCACCACUGCCAUCAUCAUCAACACACCAGCUCAGCAAAACUAUUUUUCUUAUUCUUUAAACAACGGAGAAGAGUCGCAGAAAGACAGACACUUGGUGGAACUGUGCAAGCGGCUGAUGCCAAACUGGCAGAUUGGAAACUGCACCCUGACGUACCGAAAGCAAAACGACAAAAUACAGUUUGAGACUGUGAUGAUAAACGUGAAGACCAAUCUUGCUGCCCAGUAUUUUGAAGAAAUAACCAAGGAACCAACAGAUAACAAAACCCUAAUAGCCAUCCUGGCCUCCUGUGGAGCCUUGCUCUUCAUGAUCAUCAUCCUUGCUGUCUGUGCCUCCCACCACCGCAAGCCAUACAAUGAGAACCAGCAACACCUGACAGAAGAGCUAAACACAGUGGAGAAUGGUUACCAUGACAACCCUACUCUGGAGGUGAUGGAGGUGCAGCCGGAGAUGCAGGAAAAGAAGAUGGCGCUGAACGGUGAGUUCAACGACAGCUGGAUCGUCCCCAUCGACAACCUGAUGAAAGACGACAUCCCAGUCGAGGAGGACACCCACCUGUGAGGAGGGAAACGGGACCGGCGACGGGAUCAAAACCAAAACAAACCAAAACUAACUAAAGAAUCUCCACAAUGGCCUUACACUCCUGACUCACAUCCCUACAGUCACACAAGACUUUAUCAGAUAGAAAUACAACAUACAAAACAGAUGAGCUGCCAAAUUUACGCUUAUAACUUUGUUUAAAUUAUUUCUGUUUGGUACAGGAAUACAAGCAAAUAUAUAAUCCACUCAGUCAAUCACUGAUGUGUUUGCUGCAGUUUUUAUAGGUAUUUGAUAUAGAUUCUCUUGUAAUUUUAGGUAAUUUUAUCAUUUGUUACUCCUAAGUGCCUGAAAAGGUUUGCAUGUAGUAAGUUUUAUUCUACGUACAUUUGAAGGAGGAGCCAGGCAGGUAAUGUUGCCUCAGAAAUGACUUUAGACGGAUGAACUUCAGGAUACUUCACAGCAUCCUGGUGAUUUGAAGUGUAGCUGCAGAGACACAUGGGCACUUACCAUAUUUAGUUAGGCAACCUGUAAAGAUGCUGCUUGUGGCAAAUGGCUUCAAAGGAAUACAAUAAUUUAGGGCUUCUGUGCCCAAGUCCGGUCCUCGAGAUCUACUAUCCUGCGACUUUUCCAUGCAUCCCUUCUCCAACACAUUUGAAUUAAAUGGCUGAAUUCCUUUUUCUGCAUGUCCUUCAGCUCUGCAGAGGCUGGUAAUGACCCAUUCAUUUGAUUCAGGACUUGGGCACCCCUGAUUUAGGGGGUUACUUUCCAAAUUGACACAUAUCAACUCAGAUGUGCUGAAAACAUUUUGUCUUGCUCUUUUAAAUAUGUUUUCUUUAGAUGAACACAUUUGACUCUAUAUUUUAGCUUUCAUUUAAAAAGGGGUUUUACUUCUGGCCUGUGGUCCAGACAGGAAAUGACCAAGUUUUCUCUAAAAGCGUAAAUAGACAACAAGUUUUUACAAGAUCCAAAUUCCAUAUUCUUUGAGAUUUUUUUCAUAUCUUAAAGGAUAAUUGAGGUUUAUUAUAGAUUGGCUCUUAUCAAAGGUAACUGAUCAGUUUCUCAAGCAGGUUAUUAGCAAAAACAAAAGCUAAACAGGAUGAUGUGUACAGAAAAGUUCAAGUUUAAUCUUGACCCUGAUUUGUAAGCAUAGAACUGUGUAGCUGACAUUAAUUUCUCCUUCACUAACUAUAGUUAGAUUGAAUUUGAGCUAUCUCAGAGUUGACAUGGUUUUGCUCUGCCAGGCUGUCCCGUGUUAAUUUAUUAAAGCAUCACACCUGAUUCUUUAAAUUAAAACUAUUCAACUUGCUGCAAUAGCCAAAAAGUGAUGCUGUAAGCAUUCAUGCCGGUAUCUAUAUAUUGGUUAAAAAUGAGCUUGAACUAGCUAAAGCCAGGAGGAGGCUAAAAACGGUGAAUAAAAAGUGACAAAAGCUGCACUGGACAAUCUUAGCCACUCAUUCUGCAUUUGCAAACGGUGCCAUAAUCAGCUCAGUUUGGUUAUGAUGCAAGCCAGAUGUGUUAGCAACCUACAGAGCGGGCGAAAUCUUCAUCUGGAUAAUGCUGUAAUACCUGUAGUUCACACUGAGAUUGGUGGCCGCAUAGACAAAAGAUCCAUCUAUAUUGUGCAUUUUACACAAGCAGUUAUUAGCUAAAACAUGCCGUGUUGGUAGUUUGAAACAUUGUACAAGAAAAAGGAUGUUUUAGGGUUCAGCUUUUAGUUUAACAGUAAAGUCAUUCUAUCAAAAUUAGAAACUAGCUGGAGCCCAAGUUAGUGCAGCAAACAGGACAUAAAGGGAAUUUUAAUGAGUCACUGUGUAACUGCAGCUUAAAGUCCACGUUAUUGUUCUGCAAA